Molecule: messenger RNA, 1839 nt
Organism: Prunus armeniaca (apricot)
Lineage: Eukaryota; Viridiplantae; Streptophyta; Magnoliopsida; Rosales; Rosaceae
Source: the annotation of a GenBank genome assembly
AUGAUUCUGAAAGUAAUGCCUCCUCCUACUCCUACCAUUCUAACUUCAAAAACUCUUGUUGUCGGUUCUCCAACACUGCUCACAAGAAGAUUAAUGGCUUCCAACUCCAAAUCCAACGGUGACAUGGCCAAGAGGAUCUCCGUGUCCCCUAUUUCUUCCUUCCCUUCCUACGGAGAUCCCUGCCAAGAUCUGUUUUUCCACGUGAAACCAGCCGACACAGUCAGUGAUGACGACAUGAAGCAGCAGCAGAACCAGGCCUCCCUUAACUACCUGAAGCAACUGCUGCCAGUGGCCUGGUCUCACAAUCCCCUAACCACCCUCAAGCUCAUCUUCAAUCUCCUUGCUAUUCGGAGCAGCAGAAAAUCUUAUCAGGAAGGCUUCUACAAGGCUGUGUUUUGGCUCCACCAGAACCACCCCAAGACGCUAUUAUGCAACCUCCCCUCCAUUGCCCAUCCAUUCGGGAGUUUUUUUGUCCUUCUCGAGAUUCUCUACCGCCUUAUAGAACAAGGCCAAGAUGUUGCAGAGCGGCUCCACUGUGACCCAGACUAUAAGCUCUUACACGACCAGGUUAUGGAUGUCUUCGUGGAGCAGUUGAAGUCUGAUAUUGACAAAUUCAAGCAGCACAAGCUCGAUUUGAAGCCAUCCGAUUAUAUAACUGACGGUGAUGAAGACGAAGAAGAAGACGACGACGACGAAGAUGACAAAGAUGGUACUCUUGAUGCUGACACUUAUGCUGAUCUUUUUGUUAGCGAGGCUGCAGUGUGUUGCAUUAGCAAACACCCCGAGGACACCCGUGCUUCCCGCGCCGUUUUGCUGUAUGAAAGCAUUGCGAGGAGGCUUUUCCCACCCAAACCAGAUCAAUCAAAUCAAUCAUAUCAAUCAUAUCAAUCACAAGAGUGGGAGCGGCUUAGGAAUGAGGUUUUGGCGCCCUUGUACAGGUACUGGAACCGUCAAGGCAUGUUUAUUGGACGACAUCGCUCUGAAGUUAAGAUGUAUUUGGAGGAGGUGAAAAAAGCAGGAGGAGGAGGAGGCAAUUUGAGUGGCCAUGGCAGCAUAAUAAAGCCGGAUGCUAUGCUCCCAAAUGAGAUCAUACGCUAUGUAGUAGAAGAUGGGGAUGUCGGGGAAGCGGCUGAGCUUCAGUGGAAGGCAAUGGUGGAGGAUAUGUACCUAAAACAGCAGCAGCAGCAAAUGCAGGGGCAGGGUUUGGGAAAAUUUAAAGACUGCUUGGCAGUGUGUCACAUCAAUGAUUUCAUGGGCAUACGCGGCAGAGAAUUGGCGGUGAGUUUGGGACUUUUGGUGUCUGAACUGAGUGAAGGGACGGCAUGGAAAGGAAAGGUGAUCAGUUCCGGUCAUUUGCCGGAUCAGCUGCUGCUGCAUUCGAUAGAAGGGGAUGAUCUCAAGUCCAAGUGCGAGUUUAUGAUGAGGACAUGUAGCAGUGAGUUGGGAUCGUAUGUCCAUAAUUGGAAGAUAUGGGAUGUCAUUCUGGAAGUCGCUGUGAAAGAGAACUUGAAGGCAGAGCAGAUGGUUAAGAAGGUGUUUGUGUUCACCGACUUUGGAUAUGGUGGUGGUACAUUCUUGAAGACUCUAUAUGAGGCAAAACAGAGCCAGUUUAAGGAGCAAGGGUAUGGGGAUAAUGCAGUGCCACACAUUUUGCUUUGGAAUAUUGGGUACUGGAACAAGCUUUGUAUAGAACAUCAUCCAGGGGUGACACUGUUGAGUGGCUUCUCUGAAAACUUGCUCAAAUCUUUCUUGGACAAUGGUGGGGAAAUUGGCCGGUGCCAUCUCAUGGAAGCAGCCAUUGCUGACAAAGAGUAUCAAGCUCUCUCUGUGGUGGACUGA